AUGCUCACCUCCGCUCUCCUGCUCGCGCCGUCCAUCCCAAACAUGGCCGCCCUACCGGCCUACGGAAACUACCACCACGUCCAGCUCGCCGAGGCCUUCAACUCGGAGCUCGACCAGAGGCUCGGGCGUCGCCUCUCGCCCACCCCGGCGCACCUCUCCCGCGUCGUCUACGUCCCGAAGCACAAGGACGUCACCGCCCAUCUGCCGCUGUACGACGUCUCGGAGAACUACGCCAAGGCCGUCAAGGGAGAGUUCGUCGGGGGCAGCCGGUACAAGCUGAACCUGGCCAUGAUGAAGAGGCCGAACGGGGACGGCACCGACGGGGAGGUCCGCUACCUCGUCAACUUUGGGAGCGGCGCUGCCGAGGACGAGGUGACGGUGGAAAGGAGAGUCCCGACGCAUAACGGGCCGAUGGUCAGCAUGCAUCUACCUCGCGAAGGCAACGGCAACUUUCGCGUCGCCUCGCUCGACCCGACGCAGACCAUGCAGCUCGUCGUUGCCAACUCCUUCCCCAUCCCGGACAGGAAGAUGCACGCGGCCGCGCCGCCAGUCCGGCACCCGUGGUUCACCAUCUCGCACACGUCACAGGACGAUGCCGACGACGACGACGACGCCGCCGCCGCCACGGGACUGACGCCCUCGAACCUCGAAUGGCAGAUCCGGCCGACAGAGCAUGGUCCCCUGCGCUACACGCUCGUCGACACGGCCGAAGAGGAUGCCGCCGCCGCGGAGGCCGGCGAGCCGCUCAUCCACGCCAUCUACCACCACAUCGGCGUCGGGUUCGCCCUGCCGAGGGACUACAGCGAGGGCGUCCUGCUGCUCUCGGAGAACCUCGACGACGAGGCCGAGGCGCUGGCUGUUUCUACGCUCCUCGGGCUGCUGCGACAGGUGCGGUCCAUCAACCAGCCGCCGCCGAGACCAAGGAAGAAGUCGUUUGUCCAACGAGUCCUGGGCAAGAUCUGA
This is a messenger RNA of Colletotrichum higginsianum IMI 349063, 963 nucleotides long. RefSeq lists its product as uncharacterized. The record is from RefSeq and is a predicted model, not a curated record. The transcript has 2 exons. The coding region runs from base 1 to 963 and encodes 320 amino acids. NCBI's taxonomy places the organism in Eukaryota, Fungi, Ascomycota, Sordariomycetes, Glomerellales, Glomerellaceae.